AGCCAUUUAAACGCGUAGAAUUACUUAGUCGAGCUGCUCUGAACUCAGCUGUUCCACAACUUGGAAGCUGACGGACCCGAGAACGCCUUCACGCUUCGCUGACAUCAGGUGACCAUGACUUCCGGAUGCAAAAACGAUGAUUUGUUUCGCAACAUGAACAGCCUGUUGGGAAACACGUUGGACCUGCGUGGUAUAGAACCCGUUACUGCUGCUGUAGUUGCAACUAAUACUACAGAAAUACAAUCGUGUCCACCAGCGCAAUACACAACGUGGUCGGCGCAAGCAGGUUCUCCGAACAAAAACGCAACAUCUCUGCAACAAGGUGGAAAUAAAGAUAUCAGCAAUCUACUGAAUAAAUUCUCGGAGAUAAACGCCGCCAACAAGGAUUCAAGUCAACAUACGUCAUUUUCCAAGCUCCUGAAGCAACAGACUGGCGAUAGUGACGUUUCGUCAGCACCCAAGGCGAACUCGGACGUACAGCAGCGGCUAAAGGAUCUACAGAACCCAAUUUUAACCCUUAGAAGAUCAAUGUCGGAAGGCAGCGCAACUGCCCACAUGCAUCAGAAGGGCUACUCCCAUCAAGACCUCCAGGCGUUGAACGAUUACUAUGCUGAUCAAGCCAAACUGGAAUUUGAUGCAAAAAUCCGGCAGUUGGUGAACAGACAAGGUUGUCGUUCAGAUUUCCAGACCCUUAUCGAACAGCUGCAAGUUCCCAGACGUAGUAUUUCUACAGAAGCAUACCCCAAUGUAUUUAAAGAUGGAAUGAGAACAUCACUUGACAGUAGCGUUGCAGGACGUAGCGAUGGUCGAAGCAGUCAAUCGUCUCCUGAUCCCAACGAAUUCUCAUCGUUUAGUAACGGAAGCUAUUUCAGUUCUUCCGGAUCGGAUCCCGUUUCUAUUUCAGAACUUGUGAACGGACUACAAGGGUUACGUCUCAGCACGAACCCCGAAGCUUUCUUGCCAUCGAGCGGCAUCGAUGUCUCGCAUUCAAGCGUUGACCUUAUCGAAUCAUCGACUCCAAGGCAACAAAUCGGCGGGCACGUCGGCCAGGCAAUCCCGCCGAAUAUCAAUCCGUUCGCCGAUCAAUUGCUUGAUGUCGCUUCGCUGUAUGGGGUGUCGGAUAAAAUGGAGUACGACGCGCGUCUACACCGAUCUGCUGCAGCCACAUGUGAAGCAACCUGCACUUGGAGCGGACAGCUCCCGAUCCGCCACUACGCUAAUCCAACGUACUCGCCCAAAGUUUUCGUUGGUGGAGUUCCAUGGGACAUUACUGAAGCUGCAUUGCACAUGACUUUUAAACCGUAUGGACUUGUUCGAGUAGAAUGGCCGGGUAAAGAUAUGAAAGGACCGAGAUAUCCGUUGAGAGCUGGGUACGUAUACCUGUUAUUCGAAAGCGACAAGUCGAUUAAGAGUCUUCUGCUCAACUGCACACAUGACGUCACCACCAAUGAGUGUUUCUUCAGGUUGUCCAGUCGGCGCAUGCGCAGUAAGGAAGUGCAGAUCAUUCCAUGGGUCGUAUCGGACAGUAACUUUAUCCGCGUCCCUUCUGCGAGAUUGGAUGCCAACAAAACGAUAUUCGUGGGAGCCUUGCAUGGAAUGCUAACUGCUGAGGGCUUGGCUAAGGUUAUGAACGAUCUGUUCGACAAUGUUGUCUACUCCGGCAUCGACACUGAUAAAUACAAAUAUCCAAUCGGAUCCGGCCGAGUUACUUUUAGUACUCACUCGAGUUACAUGAAAGGCGUACGAGCUGCCUUCGUUGAGAUUCGAACCCCAAAGUUCACAAAGAAGGUUCAGAUUGAUCCUUACUUGGAGGACUCAGCUCUGUGUAACAUGUGUCAGGUGCAACAAGGGCCUUACUUCUGCAGGGAGCUUCCUGAUUGCUUCAAGUAUUACUGUCGUCAAUGUUGGGAAUGGCAACAUUCUAUUGGUGACUUCCGCAAUCACAGACCACUCAUGCGGAACCAGCGUCGUAGAUUUUAACUCUCCUCCAAAAAUCCUUUUUUGAGUUGAAUUUUUUUUUUUUUUCAAAAAAUAAGUUACCCUAAAAAUGAAAUUUAACGUUUAAUUUCCUGACUUUUAUUAUUCAAUCAGAUUCUUAAUAUUUUAAAAGAUCACUUUUUAUUCCUAAGCAAAAACCCACUAGAACACUAAAUUUUUAAAUUUACAGCGAAAAAAAAGACGUUUUAAGCAAAGGAUAUAUAUAUAGUAACAUUCUGUAUCCGGGCCUGCGUGUAUUUAUUUAUUUAUGGUUUUUGUUAUUGAUUUUCUUUGCAACGUAAGUGUAAAUAUUUAAGAAAUUUAUUAUUUUCCCCGGGAUCAAUAUACCAUCCGUGGUAAUUAUUUGAAUUCCCGGGCAUUUUCAGUUCUUACUUUGCUAUUAUUUUUUAAGUCCCAAUGUUUUUGUUCUUUUACAUCGCGUAUACGUGUGCCACCGCUCGUCAAAUGGCACGAACUUUAACCCUGCAAAGAUAUACCGUAGCGAAACAUUCGGUAAUUUGCCUCCCAAUUUCCGUCUUCCCCGUGCUAAAGAUUCGUGCUCUUUGGCGACCUGGUGCGGUUGGAUUUUUAUGUAAUUUCACAAUUUCAAACUUCCCUCGUCAGCUUCAAACAUACCUUUUCCCCCUACGUUGCAUUUUAAGUAUAGUUUCCAAGCUACAUCAGUUAAGUUGUUAAGAUCUCUUUUUGUCCCAAUUUCCUUUUAGAUUUCCCACAAAGUUUAUUAUGUAUUUAUAACUCCGUUGUGAUUACAUUUUAGUGUUCAGGACUGCUCGGCGCAACGUUUAGUUUUAUUUGGCGCCCAGCAACCUCAGGGCCGUUGUUUUUUAUAUUUUAACUCUUCGGCCUAACUGCCAAGUGACCGCCCACAAGCUAUAACUUCAUUUUACACCGGUGGCUUGCUUAAAUGGUGUCGGGUUUACAGUUCAAUUUCAAUAGUUCAACCUCCUUUUACUGUGCACCUUUUUUAAUGUGCAAGUUCGUUUUAUGAUCUCGAACCACGUCGCCGGAGAGCACAGGGGAAGGCCGGCAUUUGCAGACCAAAUUCCCGUCAAAUUUCUCUCCGACCCCGAUGUGGUUCGACCUGUUUUUUGUCGUAUAGUUCAAGGUGAUCUGGUCGUUAUAUUUCAAUUGUCAGUCCGUUCCGUGUAGUGUUGUAUAUGUUUCCUCGCAUUCGCGAUUGCCGUUGUCACGCCCUCGCUUGUCGAGGCUGCUCAGGCUUCUUAUUUCGCAUUUCCCAUGCGUCAAUUUUGUUCAAUACAUUCUUCUCACUGCAUUAUAAA
Ciona intestinalis (vase tunicate) is the source of this 3278-nucleotide messenger RNA. The record is from RefSeq and is a predicted model, not a curated record. Lineage: Eukaryota; Metazoa; Chordata; Ascidiacea; Phlebobranchia; Cionidae.